AUGGAAAACAAGGGUGGGGAGAAUGUGCGACGCGCCAAGAGCCAAGAAGGGCCAAGAGCGGACAGUCGCCAUGGAACUGACCCACAGAGGCGGUCUUUCCUCAGCGCAAGAAGCUUGGACGAAAGAAGGAGCGGUCGCAGCGCUGGAUCCAACAUCAGCCGCACCGUGGAGACCUUUCCGUUUUUCUCGCCCGAGGCGGCAGCUGGAGAGAUUGCUUUUUGCAAAUUCAAGGCCAGUUGUCGUCGGUCGUGUGGGGGAGUGAUGGAGCUCGAAGGCAAGGCGGAUCGGAGAUCGCUAUGGUCGGUGCCUCUGCAUGACGACUUGAUGGGUCGCAUGUUGGCACGGCUGGUUGGGAAUGAUGGCUUUAUGGGCCACAAAGUUGUCAAUCGGUUUGGACGACGACAAGCCUGUCGCUUGUCUGAUGUCCGCCAGAACCGAAAUCCAACUUUAUCUACAUGGAAAACAAGGGUGGGGAGAAUGUGCGACGCGCCAAGAGCCAAGAAGGGCCAAGAGCGGACAGUCGCCAUGGAACUGACCCACAGAGGCGGUCUUUCCUCAGCGCAAGAAGCUUGGACGAAAGAAGGAGCGGUCGCAGCGCUGGAUCCAACAUCAGCCGCACCGUGGAGACCUUUCCGUUUUUCUCGCCCGAGGCGGCAGCUGGAGAGAUUGUCAGAUAAUCAACUCCGUAGCUGUAAUGAGAGCCUCAACGCUCUAGCCACCUCUGGAGUAUACUGA
Molecule: messenger RNA, 735 nt
Organism: Cylindrotheca closterium
Lineage: Eukaryota; Bacillariophyta; Bacillariophyceae; Bacillariales; Bacillariaceae
Source: the annotation of a GenBank genome assembly